AUCCUUAUCAUGAGAAAAGCCACACACAAAUCAAUUAUAAGAUACCAGUCAACACAAGAAACACUAAUAUUCACAAAACAAAGAUGGCAACAUUUUUAACAUUGGUGGUAUAUGUUUUUGCACAAUUUUUGACUGGCCAUGGAUUCUUAUUGGACGACAAUUCAGUAACUAAUCUUUUAGGUGCCCUGCAGCAAGAAAAGAUCGCUAGGAGUGCUCUUCAAAGUGAGGUAGAAACGCUACGAAAUGAUGUCAAAUCCCUGACGGCCCGUCACACGGCAUCUCAAUGUAACUGCCCACCGAGCAAAGCCGUUGCAUUUUCCGCAACUAUGACUGUUGACAUCAGUAAUCUGGGAGAAAGCCAGCCAAUAAUCUAUGACAAGGUCAUCACCAAUGUAGGCAGAGCUUAUGACUCAAGACACGGAACCUUCCGAGCACCAGUGGGCGGGACUUACAAAUUCACCUUUUCCGUAUUGCAGGGAACCAACAAUAUGUGGAUACAGGUCGAACUAGUGAAGAACGGCAAAGUAAUUGGGCGUGUAAAAGUUGGAGACUAUGGCUACUGGGCAAUAGGAACCAACAUAAUCAACACCCACCUCGACGCAGGCGAUGAUGUUUGGGUUCAGCACUCGACCAAUCAGGGUUCGAACAUGAUCAUGUCACGAAAUGGCGGCUACACGAUGUUCACCGGACACCUUGUGACGGCCGAUUAGAUUAGUUUUCUAUUGACUGCAAUAGUCUAUGGUGUAUUGUUGUCAUGAAAUAAUAAAUAAAAACUUAUUCAGUG
Molecule: messenger RNA, 784 nt
Organism: Dreissena polymorpha
Lineage: Eukaryota; Metazoa; Mollusca; Bivalvia; Myida; Dreissenidae
Product: complement C1q tumor necrosis factor-related protein 3-like
Exons: 4
Coding region: 84-710 (208 amino acids)
Molecular function (GO): protein binding
Source: RefSeq, a predicted model, not a curated record